AUGCCGGACGGUACCAUCUGGAUAAUGUAUAACCACUGUCCUGAAGGCGACGAGUUUGUAGAAGACGAGGAGUAUCGUCGGGGCCGUGUAGGGAAUUACUACAUCGGAUGCGAGGCUCACCUUGCGCAUUACGACCCACAAACAGGCAGUCGAAUUGGCUCUGAGAUCGUGUUCGCCGAUUUCGACGCAUAUCCCCAACAGCGGAAUCAGGCCUUCUUCGUACACGGUCCUGACGAUGGAGAACAUGCCAACUGCAUUGUGCUUGGCAUUUGGGCGGCGCAAUGCAAGACAACAGAGGACGUGUGUCUUUGCACCGACGGCAACUGCGGGUUCGAUAGGAGCAAGAACGCCGGCUGUUCCGCAUCGUGGCGUGGCAAAGCGGGUGCAACGUACUGCCAAAAUGACGGUUGGCUAGGUGGGACCAACGGGACGGGAUGGUCGUGUGGGAGAGAGAAAUACAAUGUAGGCACUCUGAUGGCACCUGUGAACGGUGGACAAAUUCCUGCGAAGCUGUAUGUGGUUAAGCUUACGGCGAAUGGGGAGGUCAUUUACUCUAAGGAGGCGUUUUAUUUCGAUGGUAACCAGAAUGAAGGCACAGGCGAUUUUUUCGGACGAAUUGCGAAGUACACGGACGCGGAGACGAAGGAAGAAGUUGAGGAUUGGGUGUACGGAUGGAUUUUCUCGACGAAUAUGGGGAACAUUUGUAACUAUCAUUGGGGCUGUCAAGGCAAAGUGUAUCGAGCCAGUGACGGAGAGCAAGUGGAAUCGAGGCUGUGGUGUUCUCACUGCAACGGACGACAUCUCGGUUAUGACGAAGAAAACAAGCGCUUUGGGUUCAGUUGUGGGACUGAUGGGGGCCCAGGAGUUUUUUUCAAUGGCCAGAAAGUCAUUGGAAGAGGACAGACGUCGAACAUCAACACCGCUAAGGACAACACUCACCGGGACAACCAUCCAGUGAUAUCGCACUUCAGAGGGGAUAUUUGGCUGAUCCUGUAUAGGUACAUUGCGACGGAGCUGGACUCUGAUCCGGCAGAUUUGAGGCUUCUUCACUGGGAUACGUCCAAGAAAGAGAUUGUUUUUUCCAAGGUCAUGACAGAGACACCAUCUAUCUCAGAAGCAGGCAACCACCACCUUGAGAAGUUUGGAGACCACACUUGGCUCAUGGCGUGGUCGUCUGGGAGUCGGUCGUUCGUGGCGGAGAUCGAUGCGUGGGGGAACUAUAUCGGGGAAAUUCAAGACAUAACUGACUACGCUACAUGGGGGUCACAGAGCGGGUGGUGGAACUGGGGAAACGGGGACGUUGGAUUUGUUGGGGCAUGGGACUGGCAAGGCAGCGGGUUUGAAGAGGGCACAUUGGUUCGAAAGACCCCUGACUGGUCACCCAGAAAGAAGGCGAAUAUCGUCCGCAUCACGGGUUCCUAUAGACGAGGGGACUGCGUUGGGAAAUUUCUUCCUGUGGACACGCAGUGCAACAAGUGCUGUGAGAUGCGAGAACGGUACACUAUCGAACAGGCAGCCGAUGGUGGUAGGGAUUGCCCGUAUGAGGACGGAUAUAUGAGAGUAAAGCCGUGCAAGGAUGGAAACUGUCCAAAACUGGUACCUGCUUCAGCGGAUCAAGCAUACACUAAUGAGAACUACGGUCCUGAGCUGGGCAUAGAUAAAAACAGGGAAUCAAUGGCAGAAUCUUGGACGAAAUGGGGCUACGGUGGACACACAUGGUACAAGGUCCAUCUGCGCAAACCGAGUGUGGUGUCUGGGGUUAACUUGUAUACCAGCAAACAACGGCAGCAACAGUUCGGACUCGCCGUGCUUUUCUACAACUCUGAAAAGGCUCUCAUUGGGCGGUGCUUCAUCAAUCUUGCAAAAAUGCCGACAGGCAAGGACACUGAGGAGCCCGUGGAUGAGGAAGCGUGCAAGGGGUUGCAGAUGUACGGGGUGAAAACGGUGAUGCUCCUACCGGAGGAGGGAGGAACUUGGUCUUGGAUAUUUGUUCGUGAGAUCGAGAUUUUCGGUGAGGAGUGCAACUGCUAG
Molecule: messenger RNA, 2031 nt
Organism: Neospora caninum
Lineage: Eukaryota; Apicomplexa; Conoidasida; Eucoccidiorida; Sarcocystidae
Exons: 1
Coding region: 1-2031 (676 amino acids)
Source: RefSeq, a predicted model, not a curated record